Symbiodinium necroappetens is the source of this 480-nucleotide messenger RNA. Lineage: Eukaryota; Dinophyceae; Suessiales; Symbiodiniaceae. The record is from the annotation of a GenBank genome assembly.
GAGACCGCAGCCGCCCGGCGAGAUCCGAACUCACUGCGACGCAGCUGGGAAGUCCGAAAGCGCGUCGAGGAAUAUCAGGAGGUCUUGAGGAAGCUGCGUCGCUUAACACAGGAGGCGGGAGAGAUGUCAUCGGACAAGCUGGAAAAGCUUUUGGUCAGUUCGGAGGAUGCGACAGCCUAUACGCAGUUCAGCAUCAGUUUUGUAAGCUUGGCGGUAGUCGAGCUGUGCGAAGUUAUGGUGCCCUUGAUCUACCUGUGCUUGACGUUCAUGCUCGCGAGCGGUGUGCUGGGAGAGAACUCGCAAUACUUUGCCCUCUUUGCCGGUGACGAAGAUGCUGCUUUCCGAAAUGGGACUAUUGGUAACCUCUUGGCAAUAGCAGUUGAAGCUUCCGUGCUGGUGAUGUUGGAGAUUGCCACUAGGUUUUGGGCUGGCUUGAGCAUCCUGAAGCAUUCAAGAUGGAUUUCGCUUUCUGGUUCCUGA